This is a messenger RNA of Linum trigynum, 4000 nucleotides long. The record is from the annotation of a GenBank genome assembly. Lineage: Eukaryota; Viridiplantae; Streptophyta; Magnoliopsida; Malpighiales; Linaceae.
AAACAAAAACCUAAUCCAAUCCCUUUACUCCUCAGCCCUCUUCGUAUUCACAGCAGAAGACAGACGACAGCAACAGUUCGACGGGCAUCCAGCGGCAGGGGAAAAGGGGAUUUUCCUCCGAUCAGGCGACCACCACCAAUCCAACCCGGCAACCCCAACCAUUUCAUCUUUUUUCCUUGCUUUCCCCUUAGGCCUUUGCCUACGUUCUCCUUAUCACCUCCUUGCGGUAGCUGCAAAAGUCAUUGUCCACAGGCAAGCGGCAGCCGGCAUUGGGUGGCAAUCCUUCCAUUCUAUUUCACCUUUUUGUUCUAGGUAAGCUGUGAAAUUGAAACCUGACAUUAUAUUGUGUUGUUCACCGAUGUAACUCAUGAUAGUUGUGUUUGUUGAUAUGUAAAUAGAACUGAAAUUGUGUUGCUUAUUGUGUACUUAUCUUGGCAAAUUAGAUCUUUCAAAUGGAGAGGUAUUACUUUCCAAAGAAGAACAAGACUUCCCCAAUUACUACAGCCCAAGAUUUGGAAGGAAGUGGAAGUAGACAAGCCCAAACUUUUCCUCCUUCAACGGCGGUGGUUCCUUCCAAGAUUCGACAAUCAAAUGUAUCGGUUUCGAUAAAUCAAACUUCACAACAAAGUAAGUCUUCAUCUCAAAAGUGAAAGUGAGUCUUCCUUUGAAUAUGAAGAAAGCCGGUUUGAUUUGAAUUCAUUGAAAAUGGAUCUGGGAUUAAGAGAUAAAGUUUCUAGUUUUCAUCCUGAUGUGCAAGAUGAAGUUAGAAGGUUUUAUCUUGAAAAUGGUCUGUGCCAACCUAAAGGUCAUCGUUUUCCAUAUAGUGACUUUAGUGGGAAGAAACGCAGAUUCUGUUCAUCUUGGUUUCUAGAGUACAAUUGGCUUGAAUACAGUAUUGAGAAAGAUGCAACAUUUUGUCUCUACUGUUAUUUGUUUAGUAAGAAAAGUGGAGCAUAGGAUGGUUUUGUUGGUGAAGGUUUCAGAGGGUGGAAUAGAAAGAAGUGUUUUGCUGAUCAUGUGGGCAGGCAUAACAGCUUCCAUAACAAAGCUAAAGGCAAUGCAGACCUUUUGUUGAAGCAAUCAUGAGGUAUUGCAGCUAGUUUAUCUAAACAAUUAGAUCAAACCAAAACAGAUUAGCGAACUCGAUUGAUGGCUUCACUUGAGUGCUUAAAGUUUCUUAUGCGCGGUGGAUUAGCUUUUCGUGGGCACAAUGAAUCAUCAUCUUCAAGCAACAAAGGUAACUUUCUUGAGCUAUUGGAGUUUCAUGCUUGUGGUAGAGAAGUAGAAAGAGUUGUUUUGAGAAAUGCUCCAAAAAAUCUCCAAUUGACCUCCCCAGAUAUCCAGAAAGAUCUUGUUCAUGCAAUGGCUUCUGAAACAACCAAGAAAAUCAUUCAAGAUCUAGGAGAUAACUUCUUUUGCAUAUUAGUUGAUGAGACUCGUGAUGCUUCAACCAAGGAACAAAUGGCCAUUGUUUUACGCUAUGUGAAUGAUCAGGGUUUGGUUAUGGAGAGGUUUCUUGGUACUACUCAUGUGGCAAAUACUAAAGCCUUGACACGGGUGAAAUUGAAACUAUGCUUUCAAAACAUGGAUUGAGUAUGUCAAGAAUAAGGGGACAAGGCUACGAUGGAGCUAGCAACAUGAAAGGACAAAUCAAUGGGUUGAAGAGUUUGAUCUUAGCUGAAAAUUCUUCUGCUUAUUACAUUCAUUGUUUUGCACAUCGGCUUCAGUUGGCUCUUGUUGUUGUCGCUAAGAAUCAUCUUGAAGUUGGUGAUUUUUUCAAGACUGUCAAUAGUGUGAUGAAUCUUAUUGGAGCAUCUUGCAAACGAUCUGAGUUUAUUCGGGAUGCUCAAGUUGAGAAGAUUGCUGAGGCUGUAGCUGCUAAUGAACGAGAGACUGGAAGAGGAUUGAAUCAAGAAAUGGCUCUUAAAAGACCAGGUGAUACUCGUUGGGGUUCUUACUAUGGGGCGCUUAUCAAUUUGGAUAUCAUGUUCUCUGCUAUUAUUGAUGUGUUGGAUACAAUUCAGAAUGACCCUACUUCUGAGACAGAUACAACUAUUGAUGCAUAGCGUAUGUCGAUUACACUUCAAGAUUUUAACUUUUUCUUCAUUUUGAAGUUGAUGAUUGAAGUGUUAGCGAUAAUGAAUGAGCUAUCACUAGCAUUGCAAAGGAAAGAUCAAGACAUUGUAAAUGCCAUGAAACUUGUUCGUGUAUCAAAGACCAGAUUACAAGAGAUGAGAGACAAUGGAUGGGAGUCUUUGCUUGAUGAUGUAGUUUCAAGCUGCACUAAAGAUUCUAUUCACUUUCCUAUUAUUCAUGAUGUGUAUGUUCUUCCAGGACGGUCAAGGCGCAAAGCUCCGGAUAUCACAAACCUACAUCACUUUCAAGUUGAACUGUUUUACACGGUUGUGGAUAUGCAGCUGCAAAAGUUGAAUAAUCGCUUUGAUGAGGUGAAUACCAGAUUGUUGACUUGCAUGACUUGUUUUAGCCCGGAGUCUGAAUUCGCUGCUUUUGAUAUGGAGAAACUAAUGUGUCUUACUAGAUUUUAUCCUGCUGAGUUUGGUUCCAUCCAUGAUACUAUUAUUCGACAACAGUUUAUUGGGUAUCAUCGUGAUGUUAUGGCUAAUGAGAGAUUUGCUAGAUUAAAAGAAAUUAAUGAACUUUCUCGAGUAAUGGUGGAGACAAAAGUGCAUCAGUCAUAUCUGUCUGUUUAUUUGCUUCCGAAGCUAGUUUUGACUCUUCCAGUUGCAACUGCAAGUGUAGAAAGAGCAUUUUUCAGCUUUAAGCUAUAUCAAGAACAAGCUUCGAAGUCGAAUUGGAGAUCAGUUUGCUAAUGAUUGUUUAGCAAUAUACAUUGAAAGAGACUUACUUACGCAUGUAGACAACGAAUGUAUUUUGCAUUUCUUUCAGAAUAUGAAAACCCGUCGUGGUUGUUUGUGAAAACAAUGAUUAUAUUAGUAGGUAAUUUCUUUAUCUAUGACUGGAUUAUUUGGAUAUUAUUAAUUUUAUUUAUUACUUAUAUUUAUAUUUUGAAAAGAGGACAGGGGUAGUUUCAAAUCGUGGCUCCGCCACUGGAUACAUGUGUACCCUUUUUGUUUCUUAAAGGGCUCAACUGUUGCUAGGCACAAUAAGAUUUGAUGUUCCCACUAUAAGAGAAUUAAUUUAGUUGGUUUAAGCACCAUAUCCAUUUGUGUGCUUUCUCUGCAUAUCUGGUAUUAGUUAUAAAUUAUUCAACCCCAACAACAUCUUAUUGAUCUUAUUGGUUAACGAGUACCGUGCCUCCCAGAAUCGCACUGGCAGAUGGAGCUUCAUUACUACCUGAACUAAUAAAACCCAUAACUUAGAUUUAAUCAAGAUUUAAGGAGCUGAAGGCAAAUAUGAAGGUGAAUUUGAAAUUGUUUCGUAGAAUAUGAUGACAUGUUUGUUCUUGCUGAGUCAAAUUGGUUUCAGGAUCAUAUUUGGUUUGAGUCUUAUUUAAUGGUUUGCUCUCGAUUUGUUACAAAUAAUUAUGGUUUGAAUUCCAAUUUUCUUUCGCAAGACUGUCAAAAGCAUUUUAUACUCCACCGGCCAAUGGGUCGGGCCCAAUAUUAGUUGGUUAUAUCUUGAUGAAUGGAAGUCUUGAUUUAUAUGUACUGAACUUAUUUGUUUGACGUUGUAACCGGUGUACGUGAAACUAUUUUAAUGUAAUUGUGUGAAUUUAGAGUAUUGCGUUGUUGACUUUUUGUUUAAUUUAAAGUUGACUUUUCUAUUGUAUAGGUGAUUUUUUAUGAUAUGAUAAAGACACCCCAUUGGCCAAUUUCCUGGCUCCGCCACUGUCUUGAUGGGUUGGCGACAGAUUUUGGGCUGGGUUUUACCCAGUUCAAUUAACGCCACAUCAGCUUGGUAAUGCCAACAUGGCCCAAUAGAAUUUGGUUGCAUCGGUGCUGCACUUUUAACAGCGACACCGUAGCAUUGCCAUUUGUUUUAGCAGGAGCUCUAUUACAAAUAAAAUUCAGUAAUUCCA